CAGCGGGCCCAUCCCCCUCCCGUCCGGACGGUGGCGGCUCCAGGCGCCAUUGCCAUCUUUCUACUAGCCGAGGGAGGGGUUACAAGUCAGGGUUCCCGGACCGCCGGGCGGGGUCGGGCCGAGGUCUCCAGUCUGGAGGUACGCGGGCCGGGAAGGCCGAGAGGACCGCGGGGGAACAGGCUGAGCGGCGGCCACGGGGCCCCAGGCCCUUCUGUCUGAUAGCCCGGGGUCUCCGUCCCAGCGUUGCCCCCCGCCCGGCCCCGACCCAACGCCGCAGUGGGGGCGUGCACGCCGGGGGAAGGGGACCGUCCGCGGCGCAGGACCGUGUCCCCUCCGCUGCGCCCCCGCGGGGGCCAGGCGCGUGCCUGGGGCAGCAUGGACGCGGGCGCGCGCGCGGGCGGCGGCGGCGGCUCCUCCGGAGGCUCGGCGGCGGCGACGGCGGCAGCAGCGGCGCAGUCCCGGGAAUAUAAGCUGGUGAUGCUGGGCGCCGGGGGCGUGGGCAAGAGCGCCAUGACCAUGCAGUUCAUCAGCCAUCGAUUCCCCGAGGACCACGAUCCCACCAUCGAAGAUGCAUAUAAAAUCCGAAUUCGUAUUGAUGAUGAACCUGCUAAUCUGGAUAUAUUGGAUACAGCUGGACAGGCAGAGUUCACGGCCAUGAGGGACCAAUACAUGAGGGCAGGUGAAGGAUUUAUCAUUUGCUACUCCAUUACGGACCGUCGAAGUUUCCAUGAAGUUCGGGAAUUUAAGCAGCUGAUCUAUCGAGUUCGACGGACAGAUGAUACACCCGUGGUGCUGGUGGGAAACAAGUCUGAUCUGAGACAGCUGCGCCAAGUCACCAAAGAAGAAGGCAUAGCUUUGGCCCGUGAAUUCAGUUGCCCCUUUUUUGAAACUUCAGCUGCAUAUCGGUACUACAUCGAUGAUGUGUUUCAUGCCCUCGUGAGGGAGAUCCGUAGGAAGGAAAAGGAGGCAGUGCUGGCCAUGGAGAAGAAAUCUAAACCCAAAAGCAGUGUGUGGAAAAGACUGAAGUCACCUUUCCGAAAGAAAAAAGAUUCAGUAACUUGAAGGGACAAAUUAAAAUCUUUGUGCCUGUGAACUGCAGCACAUAACCAGAGCAGUCCAGUGACCUGCAGAGCUUGCUCUUCCUCGUUUGGACCAUUGUAUUUUUAGAUAAGGCAGAGAUGAAGGGACAUACCUACUGGGGUUUUCCAAUGAGGUGGUAUUUGGAGUAAUGUCUCCUAGUUUUCAGGCUUAUGAACCCAGUGGGACAGUGCUUCCAUUUUUGUUUUAAAUUGUCACUUUUGAGUUUAAUCCAUAAGUACUCUGAACUCAGUUGUUGGUGUUAAUAUGUUAGCACAAAAUGUCUAUACCCAGGGUGGGGUGUAUCCCUCAUGGGAGCUGCACAAAGCUCCCAAGAGAAUAAUUUUUCUGCUGUGCAAUCUGUAUUGUCUUUCAACUUUCAGUUUCCUGGGGUUGCCCCAAAGGAGGGACCUUUGUCUUUCCUUUUCAUACUCUGCUUUCUAAAAGCAGAGCAGAAAGUCAGCCCAGCCAGGAAACCUAUUCAAGUCAGUGCUAAAGAUCAUCAGAUAGCUGGUGAGCUGACUCAUGUUGCCAUGUGUGAGUUGAAAGACUGAAGGUGGUGAGGACAUUAAGUGUGUGUGCAGGGGCUUGGCUAGAAUAGAUACGUGAGCUAACCCCGAGAUCCUCAUAGCAUACUAAUACAGGCCUCGUUUUCCUAAUACGUGCCCAAAUUGCCAUGUCUACUGGGAUAGGUGAAUACAAACAAAACAAACACAGUGGGGUUUCUCCUGUAGUUCUGAUUUGCUUGGCUUACACAGUUUUGCAUUUCUUUAGCCUCACUGAGGUUAAUACUAUAGAAACCAUCAGAGGAUUGCCAAACCUCAUUAUAUAAAUCCUAAUCCCGCUUACCAUCAUCUUGGUUAGAAAAAAUGUUCAAGAGGCAUAUGGACCAGUACAUAUAUCUGCCUUGCUUGUAAUUAUUUUUUUAAUCCUUCAUUGCUCUCUAAAAAGACAGUAGUGCACUGCCAUGGGGAGGAGCAAAACCUAAAGACAUGAUCUUUUAGGCUCCUCUUCACACUGUUGAGAUCAGGUGAAGUUGUAUGUGUGCCUUCUGGAUAUCCAGAGUCACUAGACUCGGUGCUUAAAAAAAACAACAACUAACAUUUGGAUUUUACCCAGUUGCAGCUGGCAUUAAAGGGGCUGUAUCUUUAAAGUUUUGAGUUCAGUUUAUCCUUGAAUUUCCUCAUGAGAACUGCCUUGCCUGUGUUGAAAUGCCAUCAGUGAUGUCGUUCUCUGUCUUGUCAGUAUUAUUUUGACAAGAGAGCUUAGAAUGUAUAGAGAUGGGAUUCAGAAGUGCUCAAAGUGGGGCAGCUAGGUGGCUCAGUGGAUAGAGCACUGGCCUUGAAAUCAGGAGGACCUGAGUUCAAAUCUGCUAU
This is a messenger RNA of Phascolarctos cinereus (koala), 2453 nucleotides long. It is a transcript of the gene RIT1, whose product is annotated as Ras like without CAAX 1. Gene Ontology annotation, biological process: signal transduction. NCBI's taxonomy places the organism in Eukaryota, Metazoa, Chordata, Mammalia, Diprotodontia, Phascolarctidae. Gene Ontology annotation, molecular function: GTP binding; GTPase activity. The record is from RefSeq and is a predicted model, not a curated record. Gene Ontology annotation, cellular component: membrane.